Molecule: messenger RNA, 2184 nt
Organism: Sodiomyces alkalinus F11
Lineage: Eukaryota; Fungi; Ascomycota; Sordariomycetes; Glomerellales; Plectosphaerellaceae
Exons: 7
Coding region: 166-2184 (672 amino acids)
Source: RefSeq, a predicted model, not a curated record
ACAUGUCAGCCCAACAUGCCGGUUGCGUCGAUUCAAUGUUCGCUAGUCGAGUCCAAGUCCAAAGCCUUGGCCAAAACGGAAAAAGAAGAAGAAAUAAUGAAGAAAUAACGACAACCUGGCUCUUAUGGCUGCGCUUCGAUUUAUUAUCAUCUCACCACAGUCGUCAUGACGUCUCUCGAAUAUCAUCGUAUUCCGCAACCCGAACCGAGUAUCGACACUCACACUCACGCUCACACUCACACAACACCGCAGCAGCCUACCGCGACGCUCAGCAUAUCCAAAGUUCAAAACAGUAAUGCAGAGCGGCAGCCGGAGUCCGAACAGCAUGACGAGGUGUGUGAUUUGGCCGGGCGUCCGAUGCAACAACGCAACGACAACGGCGACAACGGCACCGGGUCGGCCGCCCACCAAUUCCAAGGCCUAGCUGCGACGAGAAGACCACGAAAGGCGUCCUAUUUCAGAGUCCUCGUCCCAUGGGCAACAAGUGCCGCCUUCGUCGUUGCCGUGUACGCCGUCCUGAUUGGCUACUCGAGCAAGUCGGUCGUGACCAAGACCCAGAAGCGGCAGUUCAACGCCAUCAUCACCGGAUUGCUCAUUGCACUGGGCCUCUCCACUGCGAGCCUUCUCACAGACAUGGCCACGGACUUGAGAUGGUGGAUUCUCAGUCGUCGAUAUAGAUCGCGGCGGAAGGUCGAGAGCAUUCUACAUGCUCAUAGCGUGAGACGGGUGAUCAUGCUGUCGGCUCGGUCCAGCCGCGCUUCUAUACACGUCGCUGUCGCCUCUUGGAUUCUCCUCCUCAUUGCCUCCCAAAUCGGCUUCGCUUCCGUCAACCUAUGCUAUGCGUUCGAGCCCUCCGAGUCCGUGGCAUUGCUCUCUCCCGGCAACGUUUCCAUCGCGAACGUCUCGGACAUUGAGACCGCCAAGAUUGUCAAGUCUUCUACCUCGCGAAGAGCACAACAAUAUACCGCGCAUAGCUUCGGGACCAUGUCCCUCGCGUAUGACACCGCCGUGUUCCCCGAUGCGAAGAUGCCCACGCCCGGCGAGCUGUGGUACACGGACGACCCUCUCAUGUUCUGUGAUUCGGAUUCCGACUCCUGCCAGUACGUCUUCCACGAGACGAACCCCGAAAGCCUGAACAACCCCGAUGCGCUACCCAUCACCGUUUCCACGAAUCGCGUCAUCCAUGCCACGACAGAGUGUACGAGCUGGCCCGUCGUAUCCGGCGGAGGCGGCACAGAAGCCAACAUCACCAUUCUCCUCCCGCAAGACCAGGCUCGGAUCAUUCCCCUCCCGGCACAGGCGGGACCCGACCAGACGACCUUCAUCACCGACACCGGCGCGGACUGCGGGCGUGGGUGCGGCACCGUCACCGCCUUCGAGGCAUCCGACACAUACCCGUGGUUUUACAGCUGCAACACGACCAUCGGCACCGUCGAGAACGCGGAACGCGAGGAGCACCACGUGGGAGAGAACCUUGGGCGCAUGGCCACCGUCGCCAUCGCGCUGCAGGGCUACCCGAACAACCUGACCACCACGGAGUCGCCCGGCGUCCAAUCCGUCAUAUUCCCCGCGCAGUCGAUCUUCGGGAUGCCCCUGGGCGGCGCUGCGUCGAGCAUGGCCUUCCUGCUGUCCCGGUUCGCCAUCGGGGUGGUGGCCAUGGCGGCGGAGAGCAACGACAUGGUCGUCGUGCCGGGGGACGUACCGACGGUAGGGCUGGAGCUGCACGUCGAGCACUGGAACUAUAUCCACGUCAUCCUGUUCCUCGCUCUGGGCUUGCAGCUGCUUCUGGGCUUCGGGGCCGCGUGGGUCGCCAAUACGGUGGUCAUCCCGGGAGGGGGGCCUGUUGCCGAGGCGCAGGUCAUCCGGGCCAUGGUGGCGCGGCCUUCUUCGCUAAAUGGGAGACGUGAUGGCGCCGGGGGUAAAGGCAGUAGCGGCAAGUCGGUUUGGAUAUAUCGCGACGUACAUGUCGGAAAUGGCGUGCAUGAUCUUUACAUGAAGGAGAGGGUGGUUUCGGCCGAGCGAUGUCGGCCAGGGCAGGCUGUGGAAGUCCAGGAGAAACGAGAAGCUCGCUCGGAGGGUCACCGCCCCGAGUCGAACAAUGCAAGUAUGUCACCGGAGCUAAAAUCCAAACUCUCGAGGGAAAUCAUGCGCGUGAUGCUAUGGACAAACUUGCCUGCCUCCUAA